ACCGCGUCGGUGCCGAGCGAGCGCUUGUCGGUGCCGAGCGAGCGCUUGUCGGUGCCGCGCGAGAACGCGUCCUUGCCGAGCGAGUACGCGUCGGUGCCGCGCGAGUACGCGUCGGUGCCGCGCGAGAACGCGUCGGUGCCGCGCGAGAACGCGUCCUUGCCGAGCGAGUACGCGUCGGUGCCGAGCGAGCGCUUGUCGGUGCCGAGCGAGCGCUUGUCGGUGCCGCGCGAGUACGCGUCCUUGCCGAGCGAGUACGCGUCGGUGCCGCGCGAGUACGCGUCGGUGCCGCGCGAGAACGCGUCGGUGCCGCGCGAGUACGCAUCGUUCCCAUCGAGCCGGAGCGUGUGCGGGUUGUGGGUGGUCAGCUGA
Molecule: messenger RNA, 369 nt
Organism: Emiliania huxleyi CCMP1516
Lineage: Eukaryota; Haptophyta; Isochrysidales; Noelaerhabdaceae
Exons: 1
Source: RefSeq, a predicted model, not a curated record